AUCAUUUCCAUUAAGUUAGUGGGUGUUUGAGUUUGUUUUUGGAGUUGGACUUGAUUUCUAUUGAGCAUACCAGACUGAUAUCUUGACCAGUCAUCCGGGAAGAAGAAGGAAUCAACAUAAGUGGGUGCUUUCUUCAAAGCUCAAACAAAUUGAAGUGCUAGCUUCUGUACACGUCUGCAGCUCUAUGGGAUUAUCGCUUUCUUUACUCUUAUCAGCCUGGGAAGAGAUUGUUCGACAUUCAUUAUUUGGUCUCUCUUUCAACUUCGGUUUUGCUUCCAGAGAUGGGGCUAAGAUUCUAAGAUCAAGCAGCAGCUUAAAGAAAAAAGAAUCAGACAUCACCAGAAAUUCAAGCAAGUUGAAGGAUCACAGACCUGAAAAUGUAAUUCUUGAAGGAAAUCGUUCAAGUAUUGAGGAGAACACAAGUUCUGAUUGUCUACCAAGAAAAACUGUGCCUAUAUUGUCUCUCCCUGAGGAAGUAAUUUUCUCUUCACCAAGACCCAUCAGUGAGCUUGAAGCUGCUGCAACGAAGCUUCAGAAAGUCUAUAAAAGUUACCGUACUAGAAGAAACCUUGCAGACUGUGCGGUGGUGGUGGAGGAACUCUGGUGGAAGGCACUAGACUUUGCUGCCCUUAAACGGAGUUCUGUAUCCUUCUUUGAUGUCGCGAAACAAGAAACUGCAGUGUCACGGUGGGCAAGAGCAAGGACAAGAGCAGCUAAGGUUGGAAAAGGCUUGUCCAAGGAUGAGAAGGCACAAAAACUGGCCCUGCAACAUUGGCUUGAAGCUAUUGAUCCACGUCAUCGAUAUGGUCACAAUCUGCACCUCUAUUAUGAUGUCUGGUUUGAAAGCCAAAGUACCCAACCGUUUUUCUACUGGUUGGAUGUUGGAGAGGGCAGAGAAGUAAAUCUUGAGAAAUGUCCAAGGUCCACUCUUCAACGCCAAUGCAUUAAGUAUCUUGGACCAAAAGAAAGGCAAGAACAUGAAGUUAUUGUUGAAGGAGGCAAGCUGAUGUAUAAACAGAAUGGAAGCCUUCUAGAUACUGAUGAUAAAUCCAAAUGGAUAUUUGUUCUGAGCCCCACAAGGUCUUUGUAUGUGGGACGAAAGCAAAAGGGUUUGUUUCAGCAUUCUAGCUUCCUGGCUGGAGCUGCAACCACAGCAGCAGGAAGAUUAGUGGCUCAUGAGGGUAUCCUUGAGGCUAUUUGGCCCUAUAGCGGGCACUACCUCCCCACAGAAGAGAACUUCAAAGAAUUCAUUAGCUUUCUUGAGGAGCACAAUGUAGACCUCUCCACCGUUAAGAGGUGUGCAAUUGAUGAUGAUGCUCCUUCAUUCACUGAAAAUAAUGAAGCAAAACGAGCAAAGGGUCCCACUUCACAACCAGACAUCACAAUUGAUGUCAAAGACAAUAAUGGUAAAGAGAUAGACAUUAUUGGUUUCACAACAGACAAUAAAGAGGAUGCUAAAGAGGUUGUUGUUGAAGAUGGGGAUGGCGAGAAGGUUGAAGAAAAGGCCCCAGCGUUUGACGUGUCCAAGAGGUUGUCUCGCAAGUGGUCAACUGGCGCCGGGCCUAGGAUUGGGUGUGUGCGUGAAUAUCCUGCUCACCUGCAGUCAAGAGCAUUGGAACAAGUUAAUUUGUCACCAAGGCCCAAUUCUGCACGCCCAAGCAACUACGGCCCAGUUCCUUCACCAAGGCCCAGCCCAAAAUUCAGGAUGUCCCCUAGUAUUGCUUACAUGGGACUCCCAAGUCCAAGGACCCCUAUAGCAGUAGUAAGUUAAAGGCCAUAGACUUAUAGGGAUUAGGGUCCUUCAGAAUAAAUAGAGGCCUCUGAACCCUACAAAAUGACCAAAGAUGGGUCAGAAGAAAAGGAAGGGUUCAUGGAAAGGGCAGAGUAUUUAACCAUAAAUGCCCCCUGUUUUAUUUAUUUAUUUAUUUUUUCAUGAAUUUGUUCGUAUCUUUAUUCGUUGAAAUAUUUGGAUAUCUAGGCUUCAUUGAUAUGUUUCACCCAAUUUUGCUCCUUCCUUUCUUUAGGAAGGCGAUUACCAAUUGUAUUUUAUGUGAGCUGUGGCAAAAAGUUAUGUUUUUUUUUCCCCUCUUAGUAUCAGAGAAACAGUUCAUAAGUUUAUUAUUUAAGUUAAAUGUACUUGAAUUAUUAA
Messenger RNA from Neltuma alba, 2149 nucleotides. RefSeq names its product IQ domain-containing protein IQM1-like. The transcript is spliced from 9 exons. The record is from RefSeq and is a predicted model, not a curated record. The coding region runs from base 185 to 1771 and encodes 528 amino acids. Lineage: Eukaryota; Viridiplantae; Streptophyta; Magnoliopsida; Fabales; Fabaceae.